Musa acuminata AAA Group (dessert banana) is the source of this 1380-nucleotide messenger RNA. RefSeq names its product UPF0613 protein PB24D3.06c-like. The record is from RefSeq and is a predicted model, not a curated record. Lineage: Eukaryota; Viridiplantae; Streptophyta; Magnoliopsida; Zingiberales; Musaceae. Bases 135 to 1151 code for a protein of 338 amino acids. The transcript is spliced from 9 exons.
UUAAUAUAAUUGCCCGUUCAGAGCUCUCCUGCGCAAAGCAAGCGGCAUUUAGAUCCUCCAUCCAUCAUCCCCUUCUCCUUGUAUGUACCUCCAACGGUGACAGCAUCGAAGAGGGGAAGAUUAGAUCGGGCGCGAUGGAUCCCUCCGUCACCUCUCCGUCUUUCUCCUCAUCCGCCUCGUCUUCCUCCUGGUUCGCGGGCAUUGUCCGCGGCCGCUCGAUCAAGUCCAGCUCCGGCGGCGGCGCUCCCUCGAUCCCCGUGUCCACCGAUGGGGUUGGCCCGGGGAGUCGUAAGAACCAGCUCCGUGGUACUCUGUUCAAGUACGGCCCCAAGCCUAUUCAGGUUGCUUUCAAAACUGGUGAGUUCAACCAACAAGUCAUUUUUGUUGGUGGUUUGACAGAUGGAUUAUUGGCAACUGAAUACUUGGAACCUUUAUCUAUUGAGUUGGAAAAUGCAAAAUGGUCCCUGGUGCAACCUUUGCUGUCUUCAUCAUAUAUUGGAUAUGGCACUUCCAGCUUAGAUCAAGACUCCUUAGAGCUGGAUCAGUUAAUUGGUUACUUGAUAAAUAAGGAAAACUCUGAGGGUGUUGUGCUGCUUGGGCACAGUACUGGUUGCCAGGAUAUUGUGCAUUACUUAAGGACAAAUUUGGCAUGCUCCAAAGCAGUUCGUGGAGUAAUUUUGCAGGCCCCAGUCAGUGACCGAGAAUAUCUAGCCACUCUGCCUGAAACUGCUGAAAUGAUAGAUUUGGCAGCAACAAUGAUUGGUGAAGGUAGGGGAAUGGAACUAAUGCCACGGGAAGCAAAUCCAGAUGCGCCAAUAACUUCAUACAGGUACCACUCCCUUUGUGCUUACAUGGGAGAUGAUGACAUGUUCAGCUCAGAUCUCAGUGAUGACCAGUUGAGGUUGAGACUUGGUCACAUGUCAAGUACCCCGUGCCAGGUUAUUUUCUCCAUGGCUGAUGAAUAUGUGCCGGACUAUGUAGAUAAGAAAGCACUGGUAGAACGACUCUGUCGAGCACUGGGUGGUGCAGAAAAGGUCGAAAUCGAUUGGGGAAAUCAUGGUCUCUCCAAUAGAGUUCAAGAGGCUGUCCAAGCCAUCAUGGACUUUGUUAAGAGGGAGGGACCAAAAGGAUGGGAUGAUCCCUGGAGCUAGCAAGCGUUUUAUUCAUCGUCAUCUUGUUUCUUUCUUUCUUCGAUUUUUUUCCCAAUAUGUUUUGUAACAUGCUCUCCAAUUUUAGAGUUCCCUGUUAUAAAUUAUUACCGAGUUUUAUAGUUAAAUUGUGAAUAUAUUUGUCAUGCUGCGUGUAUUUGAUUGUAUGACUAGAAAUCUUAUUCUAGUUUCAAUGUAUUUAUGUAUUUAUUGGAUCUUUUGGUAUCAAACG